AUGCCAAAUGAUACAACAAAUUCGUUGAACAAUACCAUUGGAAAUGAACAACAACAGAAGAAGAAACGACAUCAUAAAAAACGACGUCAUCGUAGUCGAAAAUCAAGAGUAAAACUUGCAAAUUCAUCACUGAAUAGUGAUGGAGUGCAGAUAACUGACGGAAAAAGCGGAGGUAUGGUAUAAUGCAUUAUUUAUAAAAAUAACGAACUAUUGAAGAAUAUUGUGCUCUUGAACAAUUUGUUUUUAAGAUGAAUAAUAAGAUUAAUUCCACCUUUUUAUCUUUUUUUUCAAGUAGACAACUUUAUUGAGACGUUUCGUUUUUCACUCAGAACAUCGUCAGUCAAAAUGAUACAUGUGUAACAGUAGAAGAGUAUAUAUAUCCUCGUGGAAAAAAAUAGUUGCACACAAUAUUUUUAAGAUAUUUUCCUUACGAAGACACACUUUUACAAAAGUGACCCUAUAUUCUGAUAGCGCUUGAAAUUCUCUACAAUUCUGUAUAUUUAUAUCUUAUCUUGUAUUUAUUUGCUGAAAAACAAAUUGCGUGCAAUGAUGGCUCCCACAUUGUCAGAUUCCCACGGACUGCAUUUUGUUACUAUUUCUUCAACUUGCUUUUUAAAUUUAUCAUCACUAUAGAAAUUGCUUUUUAUAAAAGUAAUUAUAUAUUCGGAUAGCGC
Didymodactylos carnosus is the source of this 674-nucleotide messenger RNA. The record is from the annotation of a GenBank genome assembly. Lineage: Eukaryota; Metazoa; Rotifera; Eurotatoria; Philodinida; Philodinidae.